UUGGUUCUGGUUUUUAUUGAAGAAAUUCGAGGAACAAGUACCAUAGAAAAAUGAAGAGUAUGUGAAAAAAGUCAUCCGUCUUUUACGUAAUCCUUCAUCUCUCCUGACUUUUUUCUCAGGAUGCUGCAAACAUUCACCUGCUGCCCAAUGGUCCAAUCUGGCCAAACAAAAUUGUUCCUUAUCAAAUCCAUCCGGAUUUCACUGAUUUGGAGAAACGCGUCAUAAAGGCAGCCAUGGACCUGAUAGAAGCAGGAACAUGCAUUAAAUUCCGGCCAAGGAGAAGUGAGCCCGGUCAUGUUAAAAUAUUCAAACGGCUUCCAGGGGAAUCUGGUGUUUGCGGGUCGGAACUGGGUUAUGCCAAGAAUAAGGUGCACACCUUGGUCCUGGGGUCCUCGCGCUGUUUUGUGCCUGGCAGACUGUUGCACGAGUUCAUGCAUGUCUUGGGUUUCCCACAUGAGCAAAAUCGAGGAGAUCGUGACAAGUAUAUCACUGUCAACUGGAAAAACAUGGAAAGAGGCAUGGAACUGAAUUACAGAAAGCUGAAUGGCAGGUACACAAAUGCUGGGCCAUACGAUUACUACAGCAUCCUUCACUACAGCCUAUAUUCAAGUGCCAAAGACCCUCUGGUGAGGACUCUGAUCCCCAGGCAAGAAGUGGAUGAAAGCAUGGUGGGCCAGCGGAGGGGUUUCAGCAAGAUAGACUUGGAGAAACUCAACACCUUCUAUGGCUGCAAGCAGCAGCAGGAGCCCAUCACAGAACCCAGAGAAGGUGUUGACAAUGACAGCGAUGCUGAUGAGGGUGAAGGUUCAAGUGAUGAUGAAGUCAUCAGUGUUAAUGACAUUAACAAAGCUGUCAUGAGUCCUGAGCAAAUGGAAAUGCCAACAGGCUAUUGGGAGACAUUCAAUCCACAAAAUUUGUGGUGAUUCACAUAGAAAGGAUCCAAUGAAGAUGAAUGUUCUCAUUGUG
Messenger RNA from Notodromas monacha, 966 nucleotides. NCBI's taxonomy places the organism in Eukaryota, Metazoa, Arthropoda, Ostracoda, Podocopida, Cyprididae. The record is from the annotation of a GenBank genome assembly.